UCCCAUUCAACGAACAUUUACCAAUACAAUUCCCUCAUCAAAAUACCCUCUUCACAACAAGACACAUACAUGCAUAGCUCAUACCCCUCCUCAUCAAUUCUAUAUAACUACACCUUUCCUUAAUUUACUUGUUUUCUUCUCUAUCUUUAUAAUAUAUAAAUAUAUAUUUUUCCUUUAUUUCUGUGCCCAUCUUGGGUUUUUAGUCAGUCCCAAAGAUUUGCACUAAUCCACAUACCUCUCUCUCUCUCUCUCUUUAAACUCAGGAACGUCGUGCCCUUGAAGCCAAGAAAUUGGCAAACCUGAAACCACCGCUGUCUGCUUUUUUUCCUUCCUUCCUGCCUGCCCUGUUGUCUUUUUUCCUUUGUCUCAGAGGGAGCUGUACAGGGAUCAGAUUAAAACUAGAGAUAUAGUAAAGGGGGAGAGAGAAUGAUGUCUGCUGCGGGAAAUGGACAAGUGACAGUUCCGCCAGGGUUCAGAUUCCACCCAACAGAUGAAGAGCUUCUCUACUAUUAUCUAAGGAAGAAGGUCUCCUAUGAAGCCAUCGACCUUGAUGUUAUUAGAGAGGUGGAUCUAAACAAACUCGAGCCUUGGGACCUUAAAGAGAAAUGUAGAAUUGGAUCAGGUCCUCAGAAUGAGUGGUAUUUCUUUAGCCACAAGGACAAGAAAUAUCCAACAGGAACUCGAACAAAUCGGGCAACUACAGCUGGUUUUUGGAAGGCAACAGGGAGAGACAAGGCCAUCCAUCACAGCAACACUAAAAGGAUUGGAAUGAGGAAAACCCUUGUCUUCUACACUGGCCGUGCUCCUCAUGGCCAAAAGACUGACUGGAUCAUGCAUGAGUAUCGCCUUGACGAUGACAAUUCCGAGAUUCAGGAAGACGGCUGGGUUGUCUGUAGGGUUUUCAAGAAGAAAAAUCAUAAUCGAGGUUACCAAUUACCAGAAGUAGCUGAAGAAGAACACCUGAGUAGUCAUAUGAAGGCAAGUGGUUCUGCACCACCACUACAGGAGCCAAAACAGAAUAAUAUACAAUCACUAUAUGAUUAUACGACCUUUGAUGGCUCCAUGCACCUCCCACAGUUGUUCAGUCCUGAGUCAGUAGUUGUUCCUCCAUCCUUCAUAUCACCAAUGUCUUUAAACACCACGGACAUUGAGUGUUCUCAAAACUUGUUGAGGCUAACAACUGCAAGCGGUUGUGGACUUAUGCAACAUGAGAGGUACAAUGGUGACUGGUCUUUCUUGGACAAGCUCCUUGCAUCACAUCAGACUCAGAUGGAUCAUCAUCAUCAGCAGCAUCAUCAGCAUCCCCAAACCAAAUGCCACCCUUCAUCUCUUCAACUUGCCGAUCAUGUGGGCACUUCAACUCAUCAUCAUCAGAAAUUCCCGUUUCAAUACCUUGGCUGUGAGACUGACAUUUUGAAAUUUUCCAAGUGAAUUGGUCCACAGUUUUCUAUCCUAAGCUGUACGUUCGAUGGACAUCUUUUUAUAUUAGCCAUAGUCCUACUUUAUAUUUGGUUGAGAUUCUAUCCCUUCUAAUUUAAUUAAGAGUUUUUAUCAAAAUGUAUAUACGCUAAGUUCGAAUUGUUAAGAACUCAGUAUUCAUAAUUAUGCUUCUUUUUGUUUUCUCA
Messenger RNA from Quercus robur (English oak), 1625 nucleotides. RefSeq names its product protein SOMBRERO. Gene Ontology annotation, biological process: regulation of DNA-templated transcription. Lineage: Eukaryota; Viridiplantae; Streptophyta; Magnoliopsida; Fagales; Fagaceae. Bases 427 to 1431 code for a protein of 334 amino acids. The transcript has 4 exons. Gene Ontology annotation, molecular function: DNA binding. The record is from RefSeq and is a predicted model, not a curated record.